Molecule: messenger RNA, 1041 nt
Organism: Aspergillus ochraceoroseus IBT 24754
Lineage: Eukaryota; Fungi; Ascomycota; Eurotiomycetes; Eurotiales; Aspergillaceae
Product: short chain dehydrogenase/reductase family protein
Exons: 2
Coding region: 1-1041 (346 amino acids)
Molecular function (GO): oxidoreductase activity, acting on the CH-OH group of donors, NAD or NADP as acceptor
Source: RefSeq, a predicted model, not a curated record
AUGGCAUUCCAAAAGACUUUCUGGUUUUCCCGAGAAGGGUUCACUGCAGAUGUUGUGGGGAAGAUCCUCCAGGGAACUAUCCUCAACACUUGGACGACAGUCCCUCUCCUUUGGCUUGCACGUUACACUAGCAAGGGCCAGGAUAUUUCCCGGGAGCACGCAAAGGCGCUUCAGGUGCUCAAGGUGCUAGCCUUCCUCGCGGUUCUCCGGCGCGUGAACGCCUGGCUCAACCGCCGCGCCCUGAACAACGGGCUCUCGGACCAGUACAACUGGAGCCGCGAAGUCGUCGUGCUCACGGGGGGCAGCAACGGCAUUGGCAGACAGGUCGCCCUCUUACUCGGACAGCGUGGGAUCCCCGUCGCGAUUCUCGAUGUCCAGGCGCCGCAAGACCGCUUGUCCGCCACGGUCCGCUACUACCGAUGCGACAUCACUUCGCCGGCGGCCAUCGCAGAGGCUGCCACCAGCAUCCGGGCCACGCUGGGCGAGCCCACGAUCCUCAUCAACAACGCGGGGAUCUGCAGCAGCCGCACGAUUCUCGACAGCACGGAAGCCCACACCCGGGUGCAGUUCGAAGUCAAUACCCUGGCGCAUUACUGGCUCGUGCGCGAGUUCCUUCCGGCGCUGAUCCAGCGCAACCACGGCAUGGUGGUCACAGUGGCGUCGCAGGCCGGGUACACGGUGACGCCCAACAUGGUGGAUUACUCUGCGACCAAGGCGGCGGCGAUUGCGUUCCAUGAGGGGUUGGCGGCGGAAUUAGUGGCGCGGUAUAAUGCGCCUCGAGUUCGAACCGUGCUGAUCACGCAGGGGUUCACGCGGACGGCGCUCAUUGAUCGAUUGACUCCGGAGGAUACUUGGCUCAAUCCGCUCCUCUACCCGGAGACCGUGGCGGAGCACCUAGUGCAGCAGGUUCUGCGAGGGGAGAGUGGACAUGUUCUUGUGCCGGGGGCGACGGGGUGGAUGGCCAAGUGGUUCCGUUCGUUUCCGGGUUGGGUACAGCAUAGAUUACGGGUGAGGUUGGAGCGGUUGAUGCGUGCUAAUUAG